UCAAAAUGUUAAACACUGUAGAUAAAAGCACAUCAAACUACAGUGUUUUUCACUGUAUUUUGAAGGCUUUGUUCCAUGCUUCAGUGCUUCUCCCGUACUCCCUCUUCACCCACUAUCUCUUCAAAACUCUUUCACACGCUUCCUAAAGAAAUUCAUGAGUUCUUUGCAUUGUGCUUGAAAGAUUUUUUCCUGUACUCCCUCUUCCCCACCAUCCCUUCAAAAAGUUUCACACACUUCAUGAAGAAUCUAUCUGUUCUCACUCAAAGAACCUUCGUCGUCACCCCUACCACCACCAUUCACGUCGCCGGUCUGGCGAGUCCAGGCAUCAGGAGUCAUCUGAGUGGGAAACUAAGGCCAAGGUCUUCAAAUGUUUGUGAACAGGAUAAAUUAUUACCAAUCGCGAUCAAAUGAAUCCACAUACCUAGCAAGGAACGAAAAGCCGAUUUUAUUUUGUUCUUUGAGACCCAUACAGGAAGUUGAAUCAGUCCCCAUGUAUAGUUAUAUACCUUUUUUGAUCCUCACCCAAAACUCACCUGAACAUUUUUGUGAACAAAGGGAUACUUUACAAGGAAUGAAGAUGAGGAGGAAUUACCAAUUUUGGGGAUUUCCUUUAUUACCCCUGGAAUCAAGAAUCCAAUGAAGGGAAAUGGUUACUAAUGUUAUUCAAUCAAAUGUAAACAUUGCACCCGUCAGCCUCAGCCACGACAACAACAAACGUCUAGGAAGCAAAGAAGAUGUUGUUUUUAAAUGAUCUUCAACAGCGUGGAGGUAGAGGUUCAAAAUGUUAGUUCUUGAAAAGUGCAAUGCAAAGAAGAAAUAGAAGAGAAAGAGAAGAUAACGAGCAAUUGUUGGAGAUGGUGUGAUAUGGAUACAAAUCUAAUAACCACAAAAGAGAACACACCUAGACCAUUCUAGAAGAAUCAGGAGGGCAAAUCAAGAAAGUGGCUAGUGGUGGUUACUGAGAGAGAAUAGAAUAAAAGGGGAAGGAAUAUUUCAUUUAUGCAUCAUGAUGUUAUUUGUUAUGUUUGUAUUGCCUCUUGAGUAUUAUGCUUUGUGAGAGAGGGACCAUCCAUGGAC
Lactuca virosa is the source of this 1077-nucleotide messenger RNA. The record is from the annotation of a GenBank genome assembly. Lineage: Eukaryota; Viridiplantae; Streptophyta; Magnoliopsida; Asterales; Asteraceae.